CUCUCUCUCUCUCUCUUACUCUCUCCAAUGGCUAGUGGUGGUUGGAGAAGAAUCUUGACCUUGGUCGUGAGUGUUAUUGUCCUUGCUCUAUGCAUCCUUUCUGCUGCUGCGGACGACGGAGAAGCGAUCGUCUCGAGAUUCCAGGAGUAUCUCCGAAUCGAGACGGUUCAGCCCAAACCGGAUUACUACAAAGCCCUUGACUUCAUCAACUCUCAGGCGAAAUCCCUCUCCCUCGAAUCUCAGACGAUAGAGUUCGUAAAGGGAAAGCCGCUUAUCCUCCUAAAGUGGGUUGGCUCCGACCCAGCUCUACCUGCGAUUCUCCUAAACUCCCACACAGAUGUCGUUCCCUUCGAGGAAUCCAAGUGGACCCACCACCCACUCCACGCUCAUAUGGACAAGCAGGGAGACAUUUACGCCAGAGGUUCGCAGGACAUGAAGUGCGUUGGGAUGCAGUACCUCGAGGCCAUACGCAAGCUCCAAGCUUCUGGCUUCCACCCAAUCCGAUCUGUCUAUCUCUCCUUCGUCCCUGAUGAAGAGAUCGGCGGCCACGAUGGAGCUGAGAAGUUCGCCGAAUCCAACCUCUUCAAGAGCUUGAACAUCGGAAUCGCGCUAGACGAAGGUCUGCCAUCGCCUACUGAGAGUUACAGAGUAUUCUAUGGAGAGAGGAGUCCGUGGUGGCUGGUGAUUAAGGCUAAAGGAGCCCCUGGCCACGGUGCCAAGCUCUAUGACAACUCUGCUAUGGAGAAUCUCCUCAAAAGCCUUGAGAGUAUUCGCAGAUUCAGAGCUUCCCAAUUCGAUCUGCUCAAAGCUGGUGGCGUUGCUGAAGGCGAUGUCGUCUCUGUUAACUGUAACUUCCUCAAGGCUGGCACCCCCUCUCCAACUGGUUUCGUGAUGAAUCUGCAACCAUCUGAAGCAGAAGCUGGUUUCGACAUUAGGAUCCCACCCACUUUUGAUUCUGAAGCUCUUGAAAGACGUUUGGUGGAGGAAUGGGCACCCGCUGCACGCAACAUGUCCUUUGAGUUUAAGCAGAAGCUUUCGGGGGAACCGCUCCUUACAGCAGCAGAUGAUUCAACUCCGUGGUGGAGGCUCUUGGAAAAUGCUGUCAAGGAAGCCGGAGGUAGGACUAGCAAGCCUGAGAUUUUCCCUGCAUCUACAGAUGCUCGCUACUUCCGCAAGGCUGGCGUGCCUGCCUUUGGCUUCUCUCCCAUUUCAAACACCCCGAGUUUGCUUCAUGACCACAACGAGUAUUUGGGUAAAGCUGAGUACUUGAAGGGCAUUGACGUGUAUGUUUCGGUAAUCAAAGCUUAUGCAUCAUAUGAAAGCAAGAGUGGUGGUUCACGAGAUGAGUUAUAAGGGAGGGGAGGGUCCUCCUUUAUGAGUUGUUGCAUGACACAACAACAUUUGAGUGAGCUUCAAGCCUUGCUGUAACAAACGUGUAAGUUAUAUUGUGCUGCUGUUUUUAUAUUGUGACAAACGUGUACCAUCAGCCAAUAAGAUCUGAACCCAUGGAUCAAACAAUUUGCAAAUUCCUCAUUGGUUAUAUUUUGCUGCUGUUUUCUGUUUUUUUUUUCCCAACCGCAAAUGGAACGAACAGGUAGGGAAAACUUAUGUUUGUUUACAAAACUAAUGAUCGU
Messenger RNA from Eruca vesicaria subsp. sativa (arugula), 1634 nucleotides. NCBI's taxonomy places the organism in Eukaryota, Viridiplantae, Streptophyta, Magnoliopsida, Brassicales, Brassicaceae. The record is from the annotation of a GenBank genome assembly.